ACUCUGAAGCGAGUUUUACUAAAUGCACCCCUUUCGUGCAGGAGGGCGGUAAUGAAACCAGAGGCUUGGUUUACGGACCCGAACUGCCGAGAGGUUCGCGUAAAUAGCUAGUUAACUUAGCUAGCUAACCUAGCUUAGCUGUUUAGCCGUAGCCGUUUAAACGUAAAUAAUCUGAAAUGUGGCGUUACUGAAAUACUAAUUGCGUUUUUCUUUCUGCCAGACAAACAUUCCUUGUACGUUACCAUUAAACAGAACUCAGUAAAGAUCACUUGGCUGUAAAACUCGGGCUAACUUUAGUGUUCAGAGUAGCGUUAAUUAAUGAGUCGAACUAAUUAGGACUGAACUAGACGGAUGUCGGGCUACAGACUCAAAAACGGUCCUCCAGGGGUUCUUUAGUAAAGGUAGCUAAAAGGUUUGAUAAAUGGUCAAAUAGUGAUAAAAGCGGUGUUUAUGUACCCACUGCCCGUCACGCUUCUUGUGUUGUUUGGGUUGGUGGCGUUGUGUCACACAGUGUCAGCAAAACUCAGAGCUUAUAGGAGUAACGUUAUUCAUCAGGUUCUUCCGCUUCACCGCUGGCAGGUUCGGUCUGUCUCUGGUUAUCACUGCCUUGUUUGCUCUUUCUUCGUCAAGCUGCUGCAAAUCAUUUGUGUAUUCUGGUUCAAAUCGAUACGGCUCUACGACGGUUUUGAAACAGACUUUGUCAAAGUGCUCCAUCUUCCAAAAAUAGUGUCAAAAUGAUGGGACGUGGAGGAUCAUACCGUGUGUCCAGAGGGGCCAGUUUUGCUCAAAUCCUCAAGAAGAACAUGGUACCAGCACCUGGGUGCUCAUCAUUCAUCCCACAGCCUGCCCCUGAGUUCAGCACCAACACCAGCACACUUGACCAGACCGGCAACUCCAAAGGCUCUAAACCAAAAAACAUCCCUAAAGAGCUGAUCGACAGAUACAAGCGAGGAGAGACUCAUGCCGUCUCAUUGCUAUACCAGCUCUCACAGGUGCUACAGUUCCAGGUGGAGAUGAAGGAGACUGUUACUACAGGAGGGAUUACAGGUUUCUACUUUGCAUUCUGUGCUGUUAUCGAUGGAGUCGAGUAUAAGACUGGGAUGGGCAUCAGUAAGAAAGAAGCCAGGGCCAAAGCAGCUCAGUUGGCUCUGGAGGAGUUGCUGCCAAUUCUGGAGAAUGACGGUGUACUGCCUGAUGCUUCUGUGGGACCCCCUCCACUGCCAGUGAAAGAGAGAGACUACCCUGUGUUAGAGGCCCAUCCUGGAAGAACAGUGUAUGAGAGGAAGAAUCCUAUUAAAGACCAGGUGCCCGGUGCUAUUAAGGAGAUGUUCUCAAAGCUGAUGGACAAUUAUCCAGAGUUUUCUGGUUGCGGUGGAACAGUGGCUGCAUUUGUUGCUCAGUCUCCGGCUGGCUGUGAAGUGGUGGCUCUUGGUACUGGCAAUUUUAACACUAAGGAGAGCCUAGCACCUAAUGGACGUGUACUUCAUGACUCCCAUGCUGUGGUGACUGCACGGAGAUCUCUUAUGAGGUAUCUGUACAGGCACCUGUUAUUGUUCUUUAGUAAGAAUCGUUCUUUGGAGGAGAAAUCUAUCUUUCAGCAGGAUCAGAGCACAAAACUACUGAGUCUAAAGAGUCACAUCACCCUGCAUUUGUACCUCAACCAGUUGCCCAAAGGAGCUGCUCAAAUACCCUCUCACCUUCGUCUCAACCCUUUGUCUAUCUCAGCAUGGGAAGUAAAUAAUCAGAUCGGUCUGCAUGUGACGAUUGAUGGGAAGGUCUUUUCCGUCUUCUCCUCUACAUUUGAGCAAAGUGGUUCUCGUGUGGUCAGCAUGUCCGCCAGUGACAAGAUCACACAGUGGCAGGUUUUGGGUUUCCAGGGGGCACUGCUGAGCCACUUCAUUGAGCCCAUCUACGUCAGUAGCAUACUUAUUGGCAAUGAGAGCUGCAGUGAUACUCGUGGCAUGGAAGUAGCGAUAAGUCAGAGAGUGGAUGGCAUCACCUCCAAGCUUCCCAUGUACUACUGUGUGUACAGACCACACAUUAGCUUGGUGCCCUCAGUGGUGACCACAGAUGUGCAUAGCACUCAAAAGUCUUUCAGCCUCAACUGGAGCCAAGGAGAUGUCUCACUUGAGGUUGUUGACAGUCUGGAGGGCAAAACUGUAGAGGAGUCUCCUUUUAAGAGUGGCCCUGCUCUCGCCAGUCGUCUGUGUAAGGCCGCCAUGUUGAGUCGUUUCAACUUGGUGGCGAAAGAGGCACAAAGAGAGGAGCUGCUCACUGCUGUUUCCUACAGGGAGGCCAAGGAAUAUCAACAUGUCCAUAUUUUCAGACAGAAGCUGAGAUCUUCUGAGCUCUUACAGUGCUCCAUGUUUUUGGGGGAAAAAAAAUGUUCACUUGGAGCAGAAGUAAUUGAGAGAUAUGCUUUGGCUAGAGAGGAGAGCAGAAGUGUUUUUCUGACAUGGACCGCAACCCUCUUUUAUUCACUGCAAUGCUAUUUGAUGCAAGAUGAUGGCAAAGCCAUACCAGGAAGCAAAGAGUGUGCUGAAGUCAUACUUGGCCAUGAGGGGCUAUGGACAAUGGGUAGAGAAACCACCAAUUAGCGAUCACUUCACAAUGUGAAAUCCACAAGUGAAAAUCACACUUCUGAACUGCCUUUGGAGGACAGGUUUGAAAACUCAAGAAAUCGUUUGUGUUUGUCAUAGAAUAGCUAACAAGUUAAGUUAAAUCUUCAUGUUGUCACAGACAGAAAGUUCUCCAUUGUGUUAGAGAUGUUAAGAUAUUUUUGUGUUUUCUUUGAAAUGAAGCUAUGAAUGGUGUCAAGUCUGAAAGGAUGACAGAAAACAGGGCUUUUAGUGUAGUAGAAUGAUUUGCUGUGUUUGGAUUAUCAGCUUUUUCUGAUUUUCAUUGCAGUUCUUAGGGAUGCACCUAUAUUGGGAAUUGUGGGUUGAUGCCAAUAUCCUAUCAUUUUCUUUGUACAUAUUUGUCGACUCCAAUACCAAAGCAUAAACAUUGAUAAAAGGUGGAACUUCGGACAGAAUCUACCUGAAUACAAUAAAAUGGAUAAAAUGCA
Messenger RNA from Pygocentrus nattereri (red-bellied piranha), 3067 nucleotides. It is a transcript of the gene adad1, whose product is annotated as adenosine deaminase domain containing 1 (testis-specific). Gene Ontology annotation, molecular function: double-stranded RNA adenosine deaminase activity; tRNA-specific adenosine deaminase activity; double-stranded RNA binding. Gene Ontology annotation, biological process: RNA processing; adenosine to inosine editing. The record is from RefSeq and is a predicted model, not a curated record. Gene Ontology annotation, cellular component: cytoplasm; nucleolus. The transcript has 13 exons. The coding region runs from base 735 to 2597 and encodes 620 amino acids. NCBI's taxonomy places the organism in Eukaryota, Metazoa, Chordata, Actinopteri, Characiformes, Serrasalmidae.